Molecule: messenger RNA, 570 nt
Organism: Hevea brasiliensis (rubber tree)
Lineage: Eukaryota; Viridiplantae; Streptophyta; Magnoliopsida; Malpighiales; Euphorbiaceae
Product: replication protein A 14 kDa subunit B
Exons: 3
Coding region: 153-476 (107 amino acids)
Biological process (GO): DNA recombination; DNA replication; DNA repair
Cellular component (GO): nucleus
Molecular function (GO): DNA binding
Source: RefSeq, a predicted model, not a curated record
CCACUAAAUUUCAGGUACUUUUUUUUGUAAUUUCCAGACAUUUAUAUGUCGAGAAAAAGACUAAAAAACCCGCGCCCUCGCAUUGCCAUCGCCCAUUGACUCUCUGUGUGCUCUUAUCUUUCUCGAGGCAAGCUUCUCUGGACAAUCGGGGUAUGGAUACAUCAAAACCUGCAAUUUUUGUUAAUGGAGGACUGUUGCCCAUGCAUGUGCGGAAGAGGGUCCGGACUGUCGUUCAGGUUAUCGGAUCUGAUCGUGGAGCUGUAAUAGGAAAAUCAACAGAUGACCAACAGCUUUCUGUUAAAGGCACCCCACCAUCUGUUCCUCUUACAAAUUUUGUUGAGGUUAUUGGCAUUGCUGACAGUGAAAAAUCCAUCCAAGCUGAAAUAUGGACCAACUUUGGGGACACAUUUGAUACAUAUUCCUACAACCAGCUUUGUCAGCUUGCAAAUGGUGAAUGUCAGCUCUUGUUCCUCUGAGGUGUAUUGGCUUUAUUUGUAGUGAAGUUUUGAGGUGCUUUUGGUCCUCGAUGUAACUAGAUGUCGAUGUCAAUAAAUUUGGCUAGUUUUGAAU